AAGAGACAAGUGACAACCAAUGGCCGGAGAGAGGGAGUUGGCUAGCCUUUGUUUUUAUAGAUGCAACAUGCAAGUUGCAACAUGAUUUAAACAGAAGGAGAAAGGGAGAUAGGUGAGAGAGAAAACAAAGAUGAGUGAAGCAGAGAAGGUGGUUUGUCUAACAGGAGCAUCAGGUUUCAUAGCUUCAUGGAUGGUUAAGUUUUUACUCCAACGUGGUUACACUGUCAAAGCCUCUGUUCGUGACCCAAAUGACCCGAAGAAAACCGAUCACUUGCUUGCACUUGAUGGAGCAAAUGAAAGACUUCAUUUGUUCAAAGCAGAGCUAUUGGAUGAGGGAGGUUAUGAUUCUGUGGUUGAUGGAUGCAUAGGUGUUUUCCAUGUAGCGUCUCCUUGUUAUUUCAAUGUCAAGGACCCUCAGGCUGAAAUGAUUGACCCUGCAGUGAAAGGAACACUUAAUGUUCUUAGAUCAUGUGCUAAAGUUCCAUCCAUCAAAAGGGUAAUUAUAACUUCCUCUCUUGGAUCAGUUGUUUUCACUGGAAAACCUCUUGCUGAUAAUGUCAUAGUUGAUGAGACUUGGUUCUCGGAUCCUGUUAUUUGUGAGAAAUCAGAGCUUUGGUAUAUGCUUUCUAAGACCUUAGCUGAGAAGGCAGCCUGGAAGUUUGCAGAAGAGAAUGGUAUUGACAUGAUCACAAUACAUCCUGGGAUGGUGUGUGGACCUCUUUUACAGCCAACUCUUAAUGCAAGUCUGGAGCUAAUUCUGAACCUUAUAGGGGCUGAAAAUUUUCCAAAUGAUACUCUUUCAUGGAUAGAUGUUAGAGAUGUAGCAAAUGCACAUAUACUGGCAUUUGAGAAUCCUUCAGCUUGUGGAAGAUACUGUUUAGCUGGGAAACUUUUACACUCUUCUGAGGUUGUGCAGAUUUUACAGGAGCUUUACCCUACUCUUAAUCUUCCUCAGAAAUGUGCAGAUGAGAAGCAAUCCAAGCCAUCAUUUCAGAUAUCCCUGGACAGAGCGAAAAGUCUAGGCGUCAACUUUACUCCAUUGGAGGUGAGUUUAAAGGAUACAGUUGAGAGCUUGAAGGAGAAGAACUUCUUUAGUGUCUGAUUCAUGGAAUGUACCAACCCGUCAAUCAUAUUACUGUUAUAAAGCUUGGGAUUCCCCCUCUAGGGUCCGGUGUAGUGGAAGUGCUUCCCCUUUGAAUAUCGAAUGGACAGAACGUAUUGACCGCACCACUCAUCCAAACAUAGCUUUAUUCAUCAUAUAAGGUGACGCUAAGCAUUUUGCAGUGAAGUCUGCCUAAUACCAAAAGCUAUCAGACUUGACUUAUUACUUUUUUUUUUUUUUUUAAAUAUCUUUAAGAAAUAGACAUUAUUGUAUAUAUGAUAAAAUAUUUGGAACAUAUUCAUAUGUAAC
Messenger RNA from Durio zibethinus, 1411 nucleotides. RefSeq names its product phenylacetaldehyde reductase-like. Lineage: Eukaryota; Viridiplantae; Streptophyta; Magnoliopsida; Malvales; Malvaceae. The record is from RefSeq and is a predicted model, not a curated record. Gene Ontology annotation, molecular function: oxidoreductase activity, acting on the CH-OH group of donors, NAD or NADP as acceptor.